GGGCCACCUGGACCGCCCGGCCCACCUGGUCUUUUGGUGAGUAUUACACACAGGUGCUUUCUUAUAAUAAUGAUCAGCCUCCAAUUUCUCCUGAAAGUCUCAUUAUUCGAGAGGCAGACAUAUAAGGAGAAUUAAUGCUCAAAGAUUUAUUCUGGAGAUGAGCAGAUGAGGUUUCGAGUACAGAUGACAUGCACUUCAAGUACGAUCGAAGUCCAUCACAUUCAGCAAACUUACGGUUGGGAGAGGUGAAUGGUCCUGUUGCGACGAAAAAACGUGUAACAGGGACAAAUCAAGCGCACUACAGAUCAGGGACAUGUAACAGGGAUCCAGCAGAGCAGCAAAAGAAUAGCAAUGUCCGCGGACACAAGAAAAUGAUACAUGUUUUCUUUGUCAGUUGUUUUUCCAAGUGUACGAAGAAAUGGUAGUUCGUACACUUGGCAACAACUAUUGAUUUGGAUUCAAGAACGUGUCAUAGUACCCUAACAACAUUAUACUGACCUAGGUGAACUGUCCCAUGAAAUUCUUUAUUUGAGCGUCGUGCGACAAUUUGUUAAUUUAUUUAUUUGCGGGAAAAAAUAACACACAGAUCAUACAACAUUUUGCUAAAGGAAAGCGAACCCUCUUUCAAUGUUGUUAUGACGAUGACAAGAUUUGUAACAGGUUUAACGCCAGAGCAACAAAGGAUUGUCAGGUGGGUACGGAAUCAAUGCAUUCGUUUCUGGCGACAACGGUCAUUGAAGAUAAAAAGAUAGAACGGUUUUUGUUACAGUGUAAUUUGAGAAAAAUGGGUCAGUAUAAAUAUUUCCUAUGAUGAGGAUUUAGGCAUGCAAGACUCAGAUCAUACCUUGUAUUUCAGAUGAACGAAAGCAUCCACAUGGUCGGCAAAGGAAGAAACACAACAUAUGAUUGUAAGUCUUUAGGCACGAAGGAGAUAAGCUGCUCAAUUGUUCUGAAUUGUUAAAGUGUGUCGUUCUAUGCAAAUGCUUCAGAUAAUCAACAUAAGACGUUUUAAAAGUUCAGAACUCUGUGCUCCAACUACAUGUAGUAUAUAAUGGGUGUUUCCUGCAGUAGUAGCCUCCCAGGCAAACGUUCCUUCGUGGGGAGGGAACGAGUGAAGAAGCCCUCUAAAACCUCCUGCGUGAGGAGGUAUUGCGGUUGUGAAGAGCGGGCAGUUUGAAAAAGUUUGUGCGUGAUGAUUUUAAGAAAUUAUACGAUGGAACCUCCAUAUUACGAACCUCUGUUUAACAAAGUCCCCGGCAUAACGAACGCUUUUCUUUAGCCCAGUUAUGGCAAAAUAUCGUAAAAUUCCGAAAAUAAGCUCCUCCGUGUAUAAGCCCCUCCAAAUAUAAGCCCCCCAAACUCGUAACGCAAAAAACCCUCCGUUAAAUCGCCCGUCCGAAUAUAAGCCCCUCCGGGGGCUUGUACUUGGAAAUUGCCCUCAAAUACAAAGCAAAACAAAGCAAAAACGGUAAAUCUCUUUCCAACUAUAAGGCUAGCCCAAUCAAUUUUGGAACGCAAAUUUCCCUCCCUAGAUAAACCCCUCCGAAUACAAGCCCCUCCAAAAAUAAGCCCCUCAAGAAGGGCCUUUGAAAAAUAGAAGCCUCGGGGCUUAUUUUCGGAAUUUUAUGGUAUUUGACAACUGAGAAUCUCGAUAUAACGAAGCCUCGUUAUAGCAAACAAACUUUUCCACUCCCUUGGCCCUUCGUUAUAUCAAGGUUGCACUUUAUGUAACACUGAUUCUAACUGUCAGGUUAUAAUCCUUUUUUAAGAUCUUCAUCGUAUAAUUAAUUGGAAUGUGAAACACAAGUCAGGCAGCAUGGAGUAUGAAGAGACCAGGGGAGAAAUCAAGGUAAAAAGAGCCGGCUACUACUUCAUAUACAGCCAAAUGUACUAUGCCGACGGUGGUAAGGAAACUCUUCAGAUGGCUCACGACACUUACAUCAGUGGCGAAAUAGUGAUGAGCAGUAUGGAAAGUAUCACUUCAAAAGACUCCAACUCUCGGCAGUACCACACAAAGUACCAUGGUGGCGUGUUUCAUGUUAAGGCUAACGGCACCAUUUCUGUUCGUAAUCCUUACACGAAGCGUUAUCUAAUGGAUCCUACUGGUAGCUUCUUCGGGGCUUUUUUGCUUCACCUCUAA
Porites evermanni is the source of this 2140-nucleotide messenger RNA. The record is from the annotation of a GenBank genome assembly. NCBI's taxonomy places the organism in Eukaryota, Metazoa, Cnidaria, Anthozoa, Scleractinia, Poritidae.